ACACACACACACACACACACACGUUUGUGCGAAAUCAGGCCCCAGCAGAAGGUUAGUUGCUAUCUCGUUACAUAAAAGAUUACAAUGAUUGUUCUGGCACAACACAACUUAAACAGGAACUAUUGAUUUUUUUUAUCAGUUCUUAAAAAUCCCAGUUUUUUUGUACAAAACAGCAACACUAGCAAAAAAAACCGCGCUAGUUUUUUUAGCAUUGACCUUGUCUGACGAGAGUGUAAAAAUAACCCCCUCACCGCCCCUAAAAGUGGGUCAGUGCUGUACAAAAUCAUCAAGUGGUGCAUUGUGGGUAUUUUUAACCCCCCUCUGGUAGAAUCGAGGCGGUUUGUGAGCGCUGUUCUCGCUGCUUUCUCAAUUCAGUUGGACAGCGAAGCGCCAUUAAACCGCCCUACGGAGCGUGCACCCGCUGCCCGUCUAGGCGCCGGGGUGUCGUCAGCAGAGGAAUAAAUCAAAGCGGUGAAAUAAUCCUCAUUAAACGGACUUAUCUCGUUAAUUAUAACACAGGAGAGAGUGGUGAUGCUAAUCUGAGAGCGGCGAGUCCGGAGGUGGCGCUUGCUCUCCGUCUGGCUGACACUGAUAACAACUUAUCAUAGGAUAGAGGGGUUGCCGGGGAUGGGGGAUGCUGGGUAAAUGGCAGGUGGGGGCUGGCAUAAUGUAUUCCUAAGGAAACCGGCAAACAAGAUAAAAACUGAAGCCCCCUUUGGCCAAAUUGGGCGAUAAAGCCUGCGGAGGUGUGUGGGUGUAAAGGCCUGGAGAAACAAGAUGGCGGCCUGACUGAUGAGGCUGGAAAUACACGUGUGAGUGCGUCGUCAUUGUAGCGUGAUGCAUACACGCACCUCAGGGUUAAAGCAAGACUUUUGUGUUUUUUACCCCCCAGACAGGUGAUUAAGAAGGGGGCGUCACAUUUUUGACACUAGCCUCCAAAAUAAAAGUCCAUUAUAUGGACUCGCUCCUCCCUCUUGCGCCAUUUUGGGACAGAAAGAAGGCGAGUGCACGUGCCUGAUGCCGAGCAAGCGUGAAUGCGACAUGGUUACUUAGGUACACGCUGGUUGUAAAUAUUAUAUAAACAUAUACAAAAGCGCUACAAUAAAUAUAAUGGAUGAUCUUUGAAUCUACAUGUAACAACAAUUCUGUUUUUCCAAAAAAAAAAUACAAUAACAGUAUUAAAUUAACAUGUGUAAUAUUGGUGUCAAUCACCUAUAACUGUAUAUGAUGUAUAAAUAUAAGUUCAUGAUUAUAUUUUUGAAUGAUGUGUUUUAUAAACUGUAGAAUAUAACUACUAUUGAGUAGAGAUGUCCGAUAAUAUCGGCCGAUAUUAUCGGCCGAUAAAUGCUUUAAAAUGUAAUGUCGGAAAUUAUCGGUAUCGUUUUUUUUAUCGUUUUUUUGUUUUGUUUUUAAUUAAAUCAACAUAAAAAACACAAGAUACACUUACAAUUAGUGCACCAACCCAAAAAACCUUCCUCCCCCAUUUACACUCAUUCACACAAAAGGGUAUUUUCUUUCUGUUAUUAAUAUUCUGGUUCCUACAUUAUAUGUCAAUAUAUAUCAAUAAAGUCUGCAAGGGAUACAGUCCGUAACCACACAUGAUUGUGCGUGCUGCUGGUCCACUAAUAGUACUAACCUUUAACAGUUAAUUUUACUCAUUUUCAUUAAUUAGUAGUUUAUAUGUAACUGUUUUGAUAUUGUUUUACUUCCUUUUUUAUUCAAGAAAAUGUUUUUAAUUUAUUUAUCUUGUUUUUUAUAUUUUUUAUUUUUUUAAAAGGACCUUAUCUUCACCAUCCCUGGUUGUCCAAAUUAGGCAUAAUAAUGUGUUGAUUCCACGACUGUAUAUAUCGGUAUCGGUAAUUAAAGAGUUGGACAAUAUCGGAAUAUCGGCAAAAAGCCAUUAUCGGACAUCCCUACUAAUGAGCCAUGUUGAUCGUGUUUUACUUUCAUCCAUUUCCUGGUUUUUUUGGUGUAGUCGGCCUGGUCACGUGUCACUUUACUUCCGGCAUUUUGACUUUCCCUCCUUUUUUGUUUGCGACACACCUGAGCCCUGUAAGUUAUUAUUAAUGACCAAGUUUGUUUGUCACCGUGUUCGUCGACGUGUUGUCGUCAUUAGUCAAUAAAACAACAUUUUAAAGGUGGGCUAAGCCUAAUUUUGGAUGUAUUGGACCUUACAAUCAUAAACAUGGACGGAUGUGCGACUCUCGGACUGCCUGGACCCCUGCCCACCCCAAUCUCACGGCUGUUAGGGCCAUCAGAGUGCGGCUCCUGGGAGUCAUCUGUGAGGCGAUGGAGCAGGAAAUGAGCUCGCCUGGUGGAGGUCGUGCUUGACGAGGCCUCGCCGGCGGCACCUCGCUACCAAGGAGAGUGCUGCAUGAGGUCACGGCCUGCUGCACCUGACUUCCCUCGCCAUCCCCGCCGCCUCUCACAAAGUCACCUGUCUUUGUCGCCUUUAAAAGUUCCGGCGCCACUGGACUUACCUUUUUAAAAAUGCAGGCAAUGCCUCAAACUGAUGUGCUCAUCUUUCUUCCUGUGCAAGGUGCAACGCAAGAUGGAGGGGCAUCCCAUGUGCACAUCUUGUCCACGUGAAUGCCUCUACAAACGUCUUCUACUAGUCUUCAAAGGAGAUCUCUCCUCAAAAUGUUUCCACAGUCCGGGAAAUCCUUAGUCUUUGACAACUUUCCCGAUCCAACCGACACCUGGGAGAUCAUCGAGACAAUCGGGAAGGGGACCUAUGGCAAAGUGUACAAGGUGCUCAGCAAAGUGGACGGAAGUAAAGCAGCAGUAAAGAUACUGGACCCUAUUCACGAUAUCGACGAGGAGAUCGAGGCAGAGUAUAACAUCCUUAAAGCUCUUUCGGACCACGCUAAUGUCGUCAAGUUCUACGGGAUGUUCUACAAGAAGGACGUCAAAUGUGGUGAUCAGUUGUGGCUUGUGCUGGAGCUCUGCAAUGGCGGCUCUGUAACGGACCUGGCCAAAGGCAUGCUAAAGAGGGGGGAGCGGAUGGAUGAAGCCAUAAUUGCCUUCAUCCUGCAUCAAGCCCUCAUGGGUCUCCAGCACCUGCACGUCAACCACACCAUCCACCGGGACGUCAAGGGCAACAACAUCCUGCUGACCACGCAUGGCGGCAUUAAACUGGUGGACUUUGGUGUUUCAGCCCAGCUGACAAACACCCGCCUGAGGAGGAACACCUCGGUGGGAACGCCCUUCUGGAUGGCGCCAGAGGUGAUUGCGUGCGAGCAGCAGCUGGACUCCACCUACGAUGCCCGCUGUGACGUCUGGUCCCUGGGCAUCACUGCCAUCGAGCUGGGUGAUGGAGACCCGCCCCUCUCGGUGCUCCAUCCAAUGAGAGCCCUAUUCAAAAUACCCAGAAACCCACCGCCUACUCUCCAGCAGCCUGAGUUGUGGUCUGACGACUUUAACGACUUCAUCAGCCAGUGUUUAAUCAAGGAUUUUGAGCUGAGACCAAAUGUGUUAGACCUCCUCCAGCACAUCUUCAUCAGGCAGACUGUCAGCAGAGAGAAAAUGCUGCAGAAACAACUGAUUGAACUCAUUGAUCUCAACCAGCAGAUAGGAGGCAUUGAGAAGACGAGCCAUCACGGAAAAACAGACAGAAGCCGAGACAGUAAUGACAGGCACGAGCGCAUCCAUACCAAAAAAGGAAGCAACGUGAAGACGGAGCCGGAUGAGGGGGAUGACCUCGCUGCCCUGGAAGUUCUAGACGAGGACUCGGUCACUGAGCAGCUGCAAGAUCGCUACGGCCACGAUCAGAUCUACACCUAUGUGGGCGACAUCCUCAUUGCGGUCAAUCCCUUCCAUCAAAUGCAGAUCUACGCUCCUCAGUAUAGUAAAAUGUAUGUGGGAGCAAAGCGGACAGCCAACCCCCCGCACAUCUUUGCCGUUGCAGACAUUGCCUAUCAAUCCAUGGUGUCGUACCACUCAGAUCAGUGCAUUGUGAUCAGUGGCGAGAGCGGAGCGGGGAAAACGGAAAGUGCUCACCUGUUGGUGCAGCAGCUUACUGUUUUGGGGAAGGCCAACAAUCAGUCCCUCCAGGAGAAGAUUCUGCUGGUCAACAGCCUGGUGGAAGCCUUCGGGAACGCCUGUACCGCCAUCAACGACAACUCGAGUCGCUUUGGCAAAUACUUGGAGAUGAAGUUUACCGCUGGAGGAACAGUGGUGGGCGCCAAAAUAUCAGAGUACCUGCUGGAGAAAUCCAGGGUCAUCCACCAGGCUGCAGGGGAGAAGAACUUCCACAUCUUCUAUUACAUCUAUGCAGGCCUAGCUGACAGGAAGAAACUCGCCCACUACAAGCUCUCCGAGAGCAAAACUCCAAAGUAUCUGUGUAACGACCACAUUAAGCUGGGGCCCGACAUAGUGAGCAACAGCUCCUACAAGGAGCAGUUUGACGCGGUGGAGCAGUGUUUCAAAGUCAUCGGAUUCUCCCUGGAGGAGCUGGGCAGUGUUUACAGCACGCUGGCUGCCAUCCUCAACUCAGGCGAUAUCGAGUUUUCUGCGGUGGCCUCCGAGCACCAAACAGACAAGAGCAACAUCGCCAACAUGUCCAUCUUGGAAAACGUGGCUUCCUUGCUGUGCAUCCGCUCCGAUGAGCUUCAGGAAGCCCUGACAUCUCACUGCGUGGUGGCCCGGGGCGAGACCAUCGUCAGGCCCAACACGGUGGAGAAGGCGGCAGAGGUGAGGGACGCCAUGAGCAAGGCUCUCUACGGUCGUCUCUUCAGCUGGAUCGUCAACCGCAUCAACACGCUGCUGCGGCCCGACAGCCACCUCGGAGAGGAUGACAAGGGCUUGAACAUUGGCAUUCUGGACAUUUUCGGGUUCGAGAACUUCAAGAGGAACUCCUUCGAGCAACUAUGCAUUAACAUCGCCAACGAGCAGAUCCAGUUUUACUUCAACCAGCACAUAUUCGCCUGGGAGCAGGAUGAGUACCUCAACGAGGAGGUGGAUGCUCGCAUGAUCGAGUACGAGGACAACAGACCCCUGCUGGACCUCUUUCUGCAGAAGCCCAUGGGCAUGCUGUCCCUGUUGGAUGAGGAGAGUCGCUUCCCCCAGGCCACCGAUCAGACCCUCGUAGAGAAAUUUGAAGACAACCUGAAGGCCAAAAGCUUCUGGAGGCCAAAAAGGAUUGACCUUGGAUUUGGUAUUCACCACUAUGCUGGAAAGGUGAUCUACAACGCUUUGGGAUUCUUGGCCAAGAAUCGAGACACUCUGUCGGCUGAUAUCGUCCUCUUGCUCAGGUCAUCGGAAAAUGAGCUUGUUCGCAAACUUGUCACCCAUCCUCUCACCAAAACAGGCAACCUUGCCCACACUAAAGGCAAAAGCAUCAACACACUACGUACCCCACGGACCCCCACACGCACAAUCACCUUCGCCAAGAUGGGAAUGCUUACCUUAUACAGUUCCUUUAAUUUUACUGAGCCUUCUUGGAUUUUAGAGCUCCCACCUGAAAAAAAAUGCUUUCUCGAUGUGCCUCUCGGUGACACAGUACAAUACCAAAUGUUGGUUGACACUGACACGCCUUACCAUCCUCAAGAAACCACCAACAUGAGAACACAGACGGUAGCAUCCUACUUUCGAUACUCCCUGAUGGAUUUGCUGUCCAAGAUGGUGGCGGGGCAACCCCACUUUGUGCGCUGCAUCAAACCCAAUAAUGACAGACAAGCCCACAAGUUUGAUCGGGAAAAGGUUCUGGUCCAGCUCCGAUACACUGGCAUUCUGGAGACGGCCAAGAUCCGCCGGCAGGGCUACUCUCACCGCAUCCUGUUUGCUAACUUCCUGAAGAGGUAUCACAUUUUGGCUUUCCAUGCUGAUGAUGAGCCAGCUGUGACUCCUGAGGCGUGCACAAUGAUACUGGAAAAAGCUAAGCUGGAGAACUGGGCCAUGGGGAAAACAAAGGUUUUCCUCAAAUACUACCACGUAGAACACCUGAAUCUGAUGGUGCAGCAGGCGACGCAGCGCAUCAUUCUGCUCCAGUCUUGCGUCCGAGGCUGGCUGGGCUGCAAACGCUACCGCCGGCUGCUGAAGGAGCGAGAGCAGGGCGCCCUGGUGCUGCAGUCAGCAUAUAGAGGUUACAUAGUUCGAAAGAAGAUUUCUAGCGACAAGAAAAAUGUGAAGCUACAAGCCUUCAUUGUCCAGUUUCAAGCCGUCUGCAGGAGCUAUCUUGCAAAAAAGAAGUACAAAAAGAUUGUGGAGGAAAAGCAGAAAGCAGCAACAAGGAUUCAGGCGCACUACCGGGGUCACAAAGAAAGGAAAAGUUUGAAAAGGAAACGAGAAGCUAAGGAGAAAGCUGAAAAUGCACUGAAAAAUGAGCCAGGGAAGACCAUCACUCAGGAUGUUUUUCCUGCUUUUGAUGGAGGAGAAGAAGAAUCCAAGGCGGCCAUCGUCCUGCAAAGUAACUUCCGAGGCUACCAGGAUAGGAAGAAGUUUAAGGAGCGAAAAAAGACUAUGGCUGAAGCGGAGCUGGAGCUACCAUUCAUCCUGUUAGAACCUCAAUGUGGACAAGCGCUCAUAAGAGAAGAACACGAAGAGGGGGCUAAGAGUGCGGAGGAUGACGAUGAAGACAGCACAUACGAAGCGGAGGAGAGCGAAGGCAGUGACCACACGCAGGUUCCGGAAGAUGAGGUGGCAGAUGAGGCGGCGGUUGAGCUUGUGGAAGACGCCUCGCCUGAAGAUUCGAGGGUGUUGGAGAAUGGAGACGCCACAAGUUUGCAAGAAGAGAUCAAAGCUGCCGUCCUGAUUCAGAGUAACUACAGGGGCCAAAAGGAGAGGAAAAGGCUUCAGGAGGAAGUCGAGAUCCAAGGCAAAGCAGAUGAGCAGAAAGCGUCAGAGGAGGAAGGAGACUCUGAAGAGACCAAAGCGGCGUUGGUGCUUCAGAGUAACUUCAGAGGCCAUAAGGAACGUAAACGACUUGAGGAGGAAGGAAAGAUCCCUGGUAGGAAGACCAGCAAAAUCAAUGAUGAUGCAACCUGUGAGAGCCGAGAAGCAAACGUGGAAGCUUUGACUCCAAACAAUGUUGAGCUAGAAGUAGCAGAAGAGGCUGUGGAUGUUUCUGACAUUGUGAUAGAAAAUAAAGAUUAUGCAGAAAAAGAGAGACGGGAGGAGAAAGAAGAGGCUGCGGUGAAGAUCCAGAGCAACUUUCGAGGGUACAAGGAACGCAAGAAGCUGAAGGCCUACAAGCAAGCAGUGCAGGACGAAGCCCAGCAGCUGGAGAGCUUCUCCAAACAGAUCGCAAAGACUUCUCAGAACUUUGUGGCCCUGCAGCAGAAGUUGACAGAGAUUAUCCAGGCCCAUCAAUCAAACCCAGAGAGAAACGGCAUGUUCGUGAAAGGAAAAGCAGUCAACGGCUUCGCUCCUCAGAUUCACAAAUCACCUGACAAGAGGCUGUCGAGGCCCCCCCGCCGGACCCUGCAGCCAAAGACCCUCAACACGCCAGAGGACUGCACCUACUACACGCUAAUUCAUCGCUCCAUCCAGGAUGACAAACGCAAGCCCAGAAAAGAAGGUCCAGGUAAGCUGCUGGACGUGGACGAACAGUACUACCAGGCCUUACCCACCAGCAGGUCUACCCCCGCCAUUUUUACUGAGAAAGCGUCCUCCAGCGGCGUCCAACGGCGGUGGUCCAUGGAUAGGACAUCCUCUGUGGUGGCCCAACCAGAACCUGUUGUACCAAUAGAGUCCAGCCAGCGAGUAGCCACUGAGCCCGAGUCUAAACCUGCCAAAGACACCAGCUCUGUUCUGUCAAACAGGCGCUGCGUUCCCAGAAUUUCCUCUACGGAGAGUCGCUCUGAGGAGAACCCUCACGACUUCAGGCACCUGCUGAGGAAGACCUCCCAAAGACGGAGACUCAUCAGGCAGUACCGAGCAAAGGACUGAGUUUUUUAGGCAGGUUAUGCUGACCAACAAUACUUGACUGAUCACAGCUUUGGCCCAAAAUGUCGAUGCUGCACUCAAACACAACAUUUUAGAUACUUGUGAAUAAAAUAUAGGUUAUAUUUCAAAACGCCUGUAAAUAAGACAGUGCAGCAGAUAUUCUCCGUCAGGUUGUUGAUAUGCUUCCAAGCUCUAGACAUGUUUUUAAUGUUGAAAAGCUUUGUGUGCAUCCUUACUCUAUUUAUAAAUAUUACAAAUACAAAAAACACAGAUAUGUCUACUCAUUCAAGACUAACAUAGGGUACAUUAAACUGUGAAGACGCUGCCUUUUUAUAAAUGUUUUUGGCGAGGUGUGAAUAGCGAAAAGAGAAAACAAAAGCGGCCCUGGUUGUAUGCCUUGGGGUGCUCCACAUGCUUGCAUUAUUGAAUGAUAAAACCGUGAAAGGAAAAAACGACGGCUGCCGUUUUGAAUAUUCUCUGGUGUAUUGUGGCUGCACGGUACCCAGCAUAUGAGCAAGGUUGAGGGUUUGAAUUGUUUGCCUAAUUCAGGGGUUCUUAACCUUUGUGAUUUGGGCCCCAACAUUUCCACUAGAUGGGGCCAAGGCCCACUCUAAUAUUAACACUGAAUUAGUAAUAUUACUCUUGAUUUUAAUGGUAUUCAAUAAUUGCAGUAUAGCUAACCUACUUGCAGUUUAUAACCUUACAAUUAGAUCAGGCUGAUUAGAAAAAAAAAUAUUAACCAAAUAUACUGCCUAAGAAGGGACUUAGAAAUAACUGCCAAAAAAUAAAUGUACAUACUGUGGUAAAAUAAAUAUACAAAAUUAAUGUAGAGUAUGUUUCUUAACUAAACUGUUAAUAAAAUUAAAGUGCAAAUGAAAAUACAGUGUCACCACUUUAGUCAUAAUUUGUGUGCUUAAAAGGGGACUGCACUUUUUUUUUGGUAGUUUUUGCAUUCCAACUUGUAAUAUUCGGCUCGUUCUAGCUGGCUAGCAAUUUGGUUAUUGGGAGCAAUCCAUUCUACCUCUAAAUUACUUUAAAAUGCUUUCAAAAAUGGCCAGCUAUCUGUACUGACUGAAAAACAUAAACAAUCAUUUUACACUAUGUAAAGUAUUAGGCCACAUUUCAUGUUUCGUUUGUACACAGCCAGCUCGACAUUGUAUGUAGUUGUCAUAACUAUCAUGAUCAAUAUUAUAGUGACUCACUUGAUGGACAGUCGUGCGUUUGGUCCAGCUGACCAGGGACGUUUUUUCAGUUAACUUUAGAUAAGCACACCAUUUAUGUCGGCAUAGAUUGGCUUCAAGUUCCAUAUUUGCAGCGUCAAGUCACGCCGGUGACACUCUCGGCUUCCGUCUGCUCCAACGUUUCACCUCUUUGUGCUCGCUUUUAUAACCAGUAGUUCAUCCUCCGUAUGUUCAGCUUAAAAAAGAUAAGAUUUUGAAUUCUUCUUGUCCAGAAAAUAGUUAGUAGUCUUCGUCGUCUGUUAACAUGUCUGCCGUGAUGAGAACACACACGUUUGUUGCCGGAAGUCGGAAGUUUGUUAUGGGAACUGAAAUAAAUGCACCCAGGCAAUGCUUAAAUUGACCAAAAUACGGUAAAUAUUGUACAUAGUACAUAUUGUUAUAAAUGUGUCUGUUACAUUAUAUAUAUGUUUAUAAGUGUGUGUGUGUAUAUGUAUAUAU
This is a messenger RNA of Nerophis lumbriciformis (worm pipefish), 9563 nucleotides long. It is a transcript of the gene myo3a, whose product is annotated as myosin IIIA. The record is from RefSeq and is a predicted model, not a curated record. NCBI's taxonomy places the organism in Eukaryota, Metazoa, Chordata, Actinopteri, Syngnathiformes, Syngnathidae. Gene Ontology annotation, molecular function: microfilament motor activity; protein serine/threonine kinase activity; protein binding. Gene Ontology annotation, biological process: positive regulation of filopodium assembly; sensory perception of sound; regulation of actin filament length. Gene Ontology annotation, cellular component: myosin complex; stereocilium tip; filopodium tip.